CCCUUAGUUAGUCAAAUACAGGGGGAUAUAACUAUACAGUAGAUAACCCAUUUUAAAAAUAAAAGACUCAAACGAUAUCAAGCUUUUAAUAAUAGUAAACAAACUAUAUUUUUUGUUUGUCGAAAAUAAAAAAGCUUAAAGCUUCAAACAAAAACAAAAGUCAGGAGACCGUGACAAAUGUUGUUCCCUUGGGCCCAUUUGUCAGGUAUCUUAAGAGCGCAAAGCUGAUAACGAUUUCGCCAGGCAAUUCGUAUAUUACAUGAAAUCGAAGGUAUAUAGAUAUAGUUUCCCACACAAAUCUAAAGCAGUAUCAAUAUAACGACAAGUGCGACAACAUGGCUGAAGAUAGUUUUAACGCUGACGAGCUGAACCCCCCAGAAUGGUUGAAUGUUGAGUUUAUAACUGAAGUUCUGAGUGGUUAUGAAAAGGAACCGGAUCUAAGUGUUACCAAUUUGAUCUUCACCCCGGCUAGUGCCAAAGGAGAUCACUAUGCCAGCAUUAUGUUCCGAGCAAAGGUGCAAUAUAAAACCUCGAAAGGUUCCCUCAAAAAAUCUUUAAUUAUAAAAACGAUGCCUGUGGAGGAGGGUGCCAAGAAGGAUAUGUUUGCAGAUUCUCCUCUAUUCAAAACAGAGAUAGGAAUGUAUAGUAAAGUGCUACCGGAGACGGAGAGGAUUCUUCAGGAAGUAAAUGAUAACACCAAACUAUAUGUGGACUGUAUCUAUCACAGUCUGGAACCUAGGCAGGUGAUAAUCUUUGAAGAUCUUGUGGAGAUGGGAUAUGCCAUAGUGCGAAAUCGUUGGCUCACGCAGGAGGAAAUUUGUAGUGCGUACUUUAAGCUGGCUAAGAUACACGCAGUUAGCAUGAAAAUGAUUAAUAAGCGACCUGAAUUCCUUGCGGAGUUCAAGUACGGAAUGUGUGACAUGCCGGGACUAAUGGACAGUCCUAUAAUAAACUCAGGAAUGACUCCCUUUACAGAAAUGUUGGGCAGCACUCCUGAAUUGGAAAAAUACCAACCGUAUUUUAAGAAGAUAGGACUUGACUAUAAAGACCGCCUGAGGGAUAUCAUGCAGGAGUAUCGAACCAAUCCCCAGUCAGGAUACUACGUUCUCUGCCAUGGAGACUAUCACUCCCGCAACAUGAUGUUCAAACACAAUAAGGAAACUGGAUGCUUCGAGGAUUGCAUGCUUUUGGAUUACCAAGGAUGCAAUGUGGUUCCAAUGGCCGUGGAUCUGAUGUACUCCAUUUACAUGUUGAUGGGAACUGAACAGAGAAGCGGUCAAUUGGAGACUUUGUUAAACUAUUACUUCUCUGUUCUUCUAGAGACUCUCAAGAAGAUAGGCUACAAGGGGGCAAUGCCUACUACUAAUGGCUUCUGGGCGGAAAUGAAACGCCAUAGAUAUUACGAGUUCCUAUUGCUGAGCACAUUCCUGCCCGUGUCUAUUGGGAUUAGAACUUAUGGCAUGGAUAUCGAGGAUGCGAUUCUCAAUCCAGAAACUCGUAAAAAAUAUUAUCAAAUAACAGAUGUUAUUGAAGAAUCAAAACUAAUGCUGGCCAGAUUCGAAAAGUCUGGUUAUUUUGAGGGUUUGUAAAUAGGAAUAUAUACAAAC
This is a messenger RNA of Drosophila eugracilis, 1607 nucleotides long. RefSeq lists its product as uncharacterized. Lineage: Eukaryota; Metazoa; Arthropoda; Insecta; Diptera; Drosophilidae. The record is from RefSeq and is a predicted model, not a curated record.